UUGAUUUGAGCGUUUUAAGACAUUUAUAUCCAAAAUACAUAUAAGAAGAAGUAAAGAAAAGAACUUUCGCGUUUAAACUUUUCCAUACUGAACUAAAUAUUCUUAUAUUAUCAUAUAAUACUUUUGUGAAAGAGAGUAAAAGUUGUUUUAGAAAAUUUGCAAACAACUUCUGGAGGUUGUGUUGCUGUGAAACAGAUUAAAUUGGACUGGUUAUACGUCAAUAUCAGAAUGAACAAUAUACUGUAAAUAGUUUUCGUAAUACAAACAGAGGGUGCAAGUUGCAGCACACUUGGAUAUGAAAGAAAUAAAAACUCUCUAAAUAAAGGCUGUGCAUAUCUGCUUAAAGCAAACAAGAAAAAAUUUACAAACAAGACAAACAUGCCAAAGUUAUAGUAAUUGUGGAAACGAGGAUAGAGCAAGAUGUCUUUCAAGAGCUAUUUUCAUGAAGUGAUUGUGGUCGUCACCAUAAUAUUAUGCGUUUGUUCUAGUGUCAGUAGCACUAAGAACGGGACGUGUGAUAAGGUAAAUAUUCGGUGCCGUAAUGGCGUUAUUUUACCUGCAUGGGUCACACCUGGUAAUGCUGGUGGUACCGCAAGGACUGCUGCAAGAGCUUUUGUUUAUUUAAUAUCUAUGUUUUUCUUUUUCCUUGGCAUUUCAAUUAUUUCUGAUCGCUUUAUGGCGUCUAUUGAAAUCAUUACAUCCAAAGAGAAAGACAUUACUAUCAAAGAUCAUAUUACUGGAAAAAAACAAUUAGUAACAAUUAAAGUAUGGAAUGAGACUGUAUCUAACUUAACAUUAAUGGCUUUAGGAAGCUCAGCACCAGAAAUUUUGCUCUCGGUUAUUGAAAUUAUUGGGCGUGGUUUUGAAGCUGGUGAAUUAGGCCCUUCAACUGUUGUAGGAUCGGCUGCUUUUAAUUUAUUUAUAAUUACAGCGGUUUGCGUGUCCGUGUUGCCACCGGGCGAAGUGCGUCGCAUCAAACAUUUAAGAGUGUUUGCAUUUACUGCAACCUGUUCCGUAUUUGCUUAUGUUUGGAUGUACAUCAUAUUAUCUGUUUCAAGUCCGGGUGUCAUCGAAGUCUGGGAAGGAAUCGUGACAUUGCUUUGCUUUCCAGGCAUGGUUUUAGUAGCCUACCUGAUAGACGUUAAAAUCAAUUUUUACCGUUAUCUUCGCAAGAAGAUACGUAAGCAAAAGAAACAUGGGCAUACCGUUAUUCAAACAGGUGAUGGAGAUGUUUUGGCUGUGGUGUCGGUUAAAGAUGCUAAAGCUGAUACUGAAAAAAAUCAUACUGAGUUUGAUUCUCUUGAUAAUAAAGACAUAGAGUUAUUAGCAUAUAGAGAAGGCGACGAUCCUGAGCAACAUAUGAAUGAGAAAAAACGAAUAGCUAUGGAAGCAUAUCAUAGAGCUAGAAGUAAAGCUCCAGAUGCUGAUGCUACGACAUUACAGCAUUUAGUUGAACAAGAAAACAUGAAACUUCAACAUAAAAGUCGUGCAUUUUAUAGAAUACAAGCUACGCAUCGCAUGACUGGUCAAGGAAACAUUUUGAAACUAAAGUCAGAUAAAAAUUUGGAAGAAAAAAAAGGCGGGCCAAGUAAAGAGCAGGGUUUACAAAUUGAACUAGAAGAGAUAAACGCUAAUGCUAAGAAUGUUGAGACUGAUGGCACGUGUAUUUACUUUCAGCCUUCGGAAUAUACCGUAGUUGAAAGCUGCGGUAUUUGCUAUCUGACUGUUGUCCGAACUGGAAAAGACGUCUAUUGUACAGUUCAUGUUGAUUAUGAAACCUCAGAUGGAACUGCCGAUGCAGGACAAGAUUACGAACAAGCUAAAGGUACUCUCACGUUUAAACCAGGAGAUAAAUCAAAGAAAAUUGCUAUCAAAAUUAUCGAUGAUGAUAUUUUUGAAUUGGAUGAAUAUUUCUUUUGCAAACUUACCGCCAUCCGUGGAGAAAGCACGAAGCCAAGUAUCACUAUCGCUCAACCUGACACGGCGACAAUUACUGUGUUGGAUGAUGAUUACCCGGGUGUUUUUACUUUGGAACAUGAGAAAUAUGAAGUGAUGGAAACGGUGGGUGUUUUAACCGUACGUGUCGUUCGUUUAAUUGGAGCAAGAGGGGUUAUUCGUGUACCGUAUCAUACAGAAGAAGGUAGCGCUAAAGGAGGAGGCGAGGAUUUUGAAGAUUGUAUUGGGGAAGUGGAAUUUGGGGACGAGGAAACAGUCAAAUCCGUUGAAGUCCAGAUUGUCGACCGAGAGGAAUAUGAAAAACAUAGAGUGUUCAGCGUUGUGCUUGGAGAACCGAAGAUGGUACGCUGCGAGACUGCACACAUAUCAAAUUUAGACUCGAUUGAGAAUGACGAGCUUCGAAAGAUUCUAGAGGCUGGAAAACCUGCAUUGGGAGAUCAUACGCGAUGUGAUGUACACGUAGUCGAAUGCAAAGAAUUUAAGAAGACUAUAGAUAACAUGCUAGGACGAGCAAACAUGGCAACUUUCUUGCAAUCAAGCUCCUGGGCAGAACAAUUCAAAGAAGCCUUCCAAGUGGAAGCAGGUGGUGAUGACGAUGAUGAUGAUGAUGAAGGAGAUGCGGAACCGACUUAUUCUGACUACGUUAUGCAUUAUUUAUCAUUAUUUUGGAAAGUAUUAUUUGCCUUUAUACCACCAACAGAUAUUUGGGGUGGGUGGGCAUGUUUCUGGUCAUCGAUUUGCAUGAUUGGAUUAUUAACAGCUGUAACUGGUGAUAUUGCAUCUCAUUUUGGUUGUACUGUUGGUUUGGCAGAUAGUGUGGUGGCUAUAUCAUUUGUGGCUUUAGGAACAAGUCUGCCAGAUACAUUCGCCAGUAAAGUUGCAACCAUAAGUGAUGAGACUGCAGAUGGUUCUAUUGGCAACGUGACAGGUUCAAAUUCUGUAAAUGUAUUUCUUGGAAUUGGUUUGGCAUGGUCGGUUGCGGCAAUAUUCCAUACUGCUAAUGGAGAUGAAUUCAAGGUAGCAUCUGGAUCAUUGGGUUUUUCAGUAAUGAUAUUUUGCAUCGAAGCUGUGGUCUGUAUUGCAGCUUUAAUGUUUAGAAGAUAUCAUAGAGACAUUGGUUCUGAGUUGGGUGGACCAUCUGGGUGGCGUAAAAUUAGCAGUGCAUUUUUUGCUUUACUUUGGAUCAUUUAUAUCGUCCUGUCUGCAUUAGAAACCUAUUGUCAUAUUAAUGUUAAUAUUUAAGAAUUUUAAACGAUACAACAAAAUAAAAGAGGUUCAUGUGCCAAUAGGAAACAUUCACUGUUGAGUUCCAUUUUGUACAUAGUCAUAAAAUAGCUGGUCGUUUUUAUAAUCUCCUUUCUCAUCCAUCAACUGUAAAAAAGAGAAAAGCAGGCUUCUAUCCCUGCUUCAUUGCAAGUUGCAGCAGUGUAAUAUUUUAAUCUUAACAAAACGGUAUUUUGCUUAAAGCUAAAAUGCGUCAUAUUCAGCCUUCUUCUUCAUACUAAUCGUUGACAGUUCUAUAAAGUACGGAUACAACGUUUCCCCCAACGACCGAGUUGUGGUACAUUCAAGUGCUCUUUGUUGCUCGUGAAAAAAAACAUUUGACCGACGUUUUGAUCUGGUAUGCAGUAGUUAGUUUAUAGGAAUUUAAAGCAUUUUAAACUAAACUUUGACCUCGAUCUCAUGUCAUUAUUAUGGCAUUGAGGUUAUCAAAAAGGUUGAUUUUACUGACAUGAAAACUUAUUUAUUUUGAAACUUUUUAUAUGCAAGUCUGCCUGGAAAAUAAACUUGGAAUAAAUUGAAGCAGAAUAUUAUCAAAAUCCUUCAUUUUAACAAAUCCAGGAAGAAUUUAGUGUGUUAUGUUUUUUAUGUGUAUGUAUAAUAAGGCAGCCGAUUGUAUUGCUAUUCGUAAGCAAUAUCGACAAAUACACAGCCUCGUUAUCAAAACAAAAUACACUGCAAAAUAUCUUACCAAUGUGAGCACUACCAACAUACCCUGUAUUUUAAUAAUGUCUUCUAACGUUUUCAUGAUGGUUUUUCAUUUUUUUAGUUUGGAAACGAGGCUGUUAAGAAAUGGCUUUAUUUUUUAUAAAAUUUAGUUUGUGUACAAUGUAGUAAUCUUUUAAAGAAAUGUCAUGUUUAAAUUAA
Hydractinia symbiolongicarpus is the source of this 4104-nucleotide messenger RNA. RefSeq names its product sodium/calcium exchanger 1-like. Bases 421 to 3198 code for a protein of 925 amino acids. The record is from RefSeq and is a predicted model, not a curated record. Gene Ontology annotation, biological process: calcium ion import across plasma membrane; sodium ion transmembrane transport; cell communication. Gene Ontology annotation, cellular component: sarcolemma; postsynapse; axon. The transcript has 6 exons. Lineage: Eukaryota; Metazoa; Cnidaria; Hydrozoa; Anthoathecata; Hydractiniidae. Gene Ontology annotation, molecular function: calcium:sodium antiporter activity.